This is a messenger RNA of Dunckerocampus dactyliophorus (ringed pipefish), 4052 nucleotides long. RefSeq names its product cytochrome P450 2K4-like. The record is from RefSeq and is a predicted model, not a curated record. Gene Ontology annotation, biological process: xenobiotic metabolic process. The transcript has 14 exons. The coding region runs from base 72 to 2432 and encodes 786 amino acids. Lineage: Eukaryota; Metazoa; Chordata; Actinopteri; Syngnathiformes; Syngnathidae. Gene Ontology annotation, molecular function: oxidoreductase activity, acting on paired donors, with incorporation or reduction of molecular oxygen, reduced flavin or flavoprotein as one donor, and incorporation of one atom of oxygen; iron ion binding; heme binding. Gene Ontology annotation, cellular component: cytoplasm; intracellular membrane-bounded organelle.
GUUUCACAUCACAACAUUUUUGUGUUUGCUGUGAGGACAAGCACGCAGAGGAACACAGUUUGAAUCAGAAGAUGGGACUGCUGGAAGUAUUUCUCCAGGCGGACACCGGUGUCCCGCUGCUGGGGGCUGCAGUGGUCCUGCUCCUGGUCUACUUUGCUUCAUCCACUUUUAACUCCAGUGAGAGUGGCUAUGAACCUCCGGGACCACGACCACUUCCUUUGCUGGGAAACCUUCUGCUGCUGGACCUGAAGAGACCCUACAACACGCUGGUGGAGCUCUCCAAGAAGUAUGGCCCGGUGUUUACCGUCUACCUGGGGUCCAAGAAGGUGGUGGUUCUGGCCGGCUACCAGACGGUGAAGGAGGCACUGGUCAACCAUGCGGACGAGUUUGGAGACAGAGACACCUUACGAAUCGUGACGGAGUAUAACAAAGGCCACGGGGUCUUAUGGAGCAAUGGAGACUCGUGGAAGGACAUGAGACGCUUCGCCCUCACCAACCUGAGAGACUUUGGAAUGGGUAAGAAGGCGUGUGAAGACAAGAUCAUUGAGGAAAGCCAACACCUCAUGGAGGUCAUCAGGAAGUUCAAUGGAGAAUCCUUUGAUACCACUCAGCCCAUCAACUACGCCGUCUCCAACAUCAUCUCCUCCAUCGUUUACGGAAGCAGGUUUGAGUAUGACGAUCCAGAGUUCACAGCCAUGGUGGACGAAAUGAACCGGAAAAUCCAGCUGGCCGGCUCGCCCUCAGCUCAGGUCUUCAACAUGUUCCCGUGGCUCGGCAAGAUGCUGCCACAGAACAAGGAAUUCUUCCGUCUAACUGAGAACUACAGUAGGAAGAAUCUGGAAGUAUUCCGCCGUUUGGAAGAAAGCCUCAACCCACUGAUGUGCAGAAGCUUGGUGGACGCCUUCUUUGUCCGCAAGCAACAGCUGGAGGUGUGUCCACACUUAAAGACCUCGGCGCUCGGCGCUCUACUGGUGCUGCUGCUGGUCUACGUCGUCUCCUCCUCGGCUUCCAGCUCGCAAGAGUCCCGCAAGGAGCCUCCGGGGCCCAGACCGCUCCCCUUGCUGGGGAACCUGCUUCAGCUGGACCUCCGCAGACCACAUUGGUGCCUCAUGGAGAUGUCCAAGAAGUACGGACCAGUCUUCACCUUCCACAUGGGGCCCAAGAAGGUGGUGGUCCUGGCCGGCUACAAGACGGUGAAGGAGGCACUGGUCACGUACGCCGAAGACUUUGGAGAGAGAGAACCUCCGACAACCGUCAAGGAGUCCAAGCUGGAGUACGGCAUCUUAUGGAGCAACGGAGACUCGUGGAAGGAGAUGAGACGCUUCGCCCUCACCAACCUGAGAGACUUUGGAAUGGGCAAGAAGGCGUGUGAGGACAAGAUCAUUGAGGAAAGCCAACACCUCAUUGAGGUCUUCAACAACCAAAAAGGGGACGCCUACGACAACAACCAGAUCAUCAACUACGCCGUGUCCAACAUCAUCUGCUCUCUGGUGUUUGGCAGCAGGUUCCGCUACGACGACCCCGUCUUUGUUGCCAUGGUGCAGCGCACUAACAGGAGCGUCCAGCUAGUUGGCGCUCCGACCAUGCAGUUGUACAACAUAUUCCCGUGGUUUGGCAAGUGGUUCUUCUCAGUGAGAGAGGAGCUCCGCAGUCUGGGAACCGCCAACCGCAAGCAGGCCAUGGAGCUGGUCCAGGGCCUGAAGGAGACGCUCAACCCGCACGCCAGCAGAGGCCUAGUGGACACCUUCCUUAUUCGCCAGCAGCAUCAGGAGGAGUCCGGGGAUGUGGGUCACUUCCACAAUCCAAACCUGAUGAUGACAGUGUCAAACCUGUUUCUGGCCGGCACGGAAACCACCGCAACUACACUCAGAUGGGGACUUCUCCUCAUGGCCAAGUACCCAAAGAUACAAGAACAGGUCCGUGAGGAGCUGAACAGGGUGAUCGGGGAUCGACAGGUCCAGGUGGAGGACAGGAAGAACCUGCCCUUCACAGACGCCGUCAUCCACGAGACCCAGAGGGUGGGCAACAUCAUCCCCAUGGCGCUUCCUCACAGGACAAGUCGGGAUGUCACCUUCCAGGGUCACUUCAUCAAGAAGGGGACGACGGUGCAUCCUCUCCUCACGUCCGUCCUCUAUGACGAGGAUGAGUGGGAGAAGCCGCACUCCUUCCAUCCCGCCCACUUCCUGGACAAAGACGGGAACUUUGUCAAGCGAGAUGCCUUCAUGCCUUUCUCUGCAGGUCGCAGGGUCUGCCUGGGAGAAAGUCUGGCCAAGAUGGAGCUCUUCAUCUUCUUUGCCACGCUCAUACAGCACUUCCACUUCACCCCUCCCCCGGGGGUCUCGGAAGACCAGCUGGACCUGACCCCACGGGUGGGCGCCACCCUCUGCCCGUCACCCCACAAACUUUGUGCUGUCUCGUGCAUGCGAGGUUAGCUCGAGAGCCCUUUGUGUUGUUUGCAAUCAUCACACAGGAUUUUUCCUCUUGAAGGUAUUGAUGCUCCUGAUAUUUGGACAGAAAUUCACCAAUUGUUUGUCAAGAAAAAUAAUACAUAAAUAUACACACAGUACAUAUCAAAUUAAAAACAAUUAAAAAAUAUAUACAUUAAAUCCUCUGUGAUGAUUUCCAAAUCAGUGAUAUAUAUAAUAAUGUUUUGCUAUGUAGUCGUAUAGGAACGAAUAGAAAUCAUGCUUAACAAAGAUUUGCUUCCACUAUGACUUAUAGGUUUUUGGCCCUCACGCAGACGUGAGAGUCACAAAUUAUUUGGAAGAUAUAAAAAAUAAAAAAAACUGCUUAAAUCUAUGGUAAUAUAAAACAUGCUGAAACCAAAGCAACAACAAUUCAGAGAAAAAUGUAGAAACUAAUAAUAAUAAUGAACUCCAAUGUGACUAAAAGGCCAGGGAACAACGGAGGAACAAUAGCAAAGAGUAAACGGAGCAAUUAGGGCAGCCCAGGAAGAUGCUGGAGAAACAACAGUUGAGUAAAAGCUAGCGAAGGGCGGAGAAAGACUGAACAUACCAAAAAAGAAGACUUAGCAUGGAAGCUAGUAGCAAGCAAACAAGGAAACAGGAAAGUUGUGACACAAUGGAGAAGUCGGGUCAACACGAGGAACCAAAUCUGGCAUCUUCUUGGUGUGGCCGCAGGGUUUAUGAAUGUUGGUUUCAGAUUGCAUUCGCGUGCCUCGUUGCUCCACCCCCAUCCAGCAGAUCAAAUUGCCUGCAAACGGAGCAAAGGACAGGAAACGGUAGACAGAAAAGCAAACAGUUUGUUGGGCUGCAAAGCAUUUUCUUUAAUGAGAAUAAAGACAUAAAAAGGAAGAAAUGUUUGCCGGUUGGCUCGGUCUAACGUAAUCGCCGCGUUAUUUUUAUCCUGGCUGAUUUGGCAGCCAAUCAGGUGACCAUAAAGCAGGUCAAAGAUUAUUGUGCACAUCUUAUGAAAGUUUUUCCAUCAUCCAAAGUCUGAUCCGCAUCAAAGAUUCUUCUUGCCAAAAAUAAAUAACAUGAUGCGUCUCAUAAGUGUGUGUCUCAUGAGGCAGCGCCAUGGGGGCGGUCCUACACUUUUACAUGAUGACUCAUUUCCUCUUUCUAUUUGCUACCGUCAUGGCCCGUCUUCCUGACGGCAGCGUAGGUCACUUGCUCUUCCUCCUGUCUGACCUGCACAACAUUAUUUUCAUGGUAUUACUCCAACAUGAACAAGUGUAAAAAGAAGUGAAGCAGAGUCAUGCUGGAGUGGGGCGCUCUGACAACAUUGUGUCCCGUGUCCCUCUCACCUGGUUCUUCUCCGAGCUAGCCUUCUGCUUUUUGUGGCUAACGAUAGCGUACGUCACGCUGGAGCUCGCUGCGUCGUUGUCCGAUACGUCCUGGACACAUAAAACAACAGCCCAUCGGUCACCAUGACAACAGCCGCAGUCACUCCCCUGCCGAGUGGGUCACCUUGUGGGCGGAGCUUUUCAUGUCGAGGUCGUAAGAGACACUGGCGUAGGUCACAUGGCUCUCAUCCUAUGAUGUAAACAAACAGAUAAAUAACCGGAAAUAUUAAAAAUAACAGCUUUAUAA